Messenger RNA from Prorocentrum cordatum, 489 nucleotides. The record is from the annotation of a GenBank genome assembly. NCBI's taxonomy places the organism in Eukaryota, Dinophyceae, Prorocentrales, Prorocentraceae.
AUUAGAGGAUCGACCUUCGGCCUGUUCCGCCAUAUGUUCAAGCGCGCGCUAAGCGGCGGCCGCCAGCGAGUGCCUUGGCGCCAUGGCCGGGGCCCUCGAGAGAUACGACGGCGUGGUGUCGGAGCGGAAGGGGAGCUGGGGCUUUCUCAAGUUCUCGAGCGGCCGUCGUGCGUGCUUUCGCGCAGCUCCGCGGGCGGGGGCGAGCCGCUGCGGAGCGGCCGGCAGCCCUCGGCCGAGAUCGGGCCCGAUCCCAUGAGGCCCGGCAAACGGACGGCGCAGAACCCCUGGUGGACAUGCUGGCUUCCUACGACGGCACCGGCCGCAUCGCCAGAGUGGUGGCGGAGUGGAGAGGCACUUGUGGGCUCAUCCAGUUCUCCGCUCGGAGGAGGGCCUGUGGACUUUGCCACGGGCGAUGCAAACAUCAAACAGGGCAAGUGUUCAAGCAACAUUGUCUCCCUCUCUCUCUCUCUUCUCCUGAUCCUGGCCCUU